UCGCUUUCCGCCGCUCAACGGGAAAAGUGAACAACAAUCAAGGCAUUUUUUUUCCUCUUUGGCGCUGUUUCCCCCCCUCCCCAGACAUGAUCUCGACGCGCGUGCUGGUCGUCUUGGCGCUAUGCGCGCUCGCUCGCUCGGCCUCGCUGGACUUCAGGAAGGUGGCGGACGGGCUGUUCGGCCGGCGCGCCGGGAGGUCGGACCAGCUGGCGCUGCCCACGGUGUCACCCGGACUCAACCCCGGGGACGCCGGGGUGCAGGAGUGGCCCGACGAGUUCCAGGAGGACAUCCAGAGCGCCUUCGAGCUCCUCAAGAGCAAGCGGGAAGCGGAGGAGUCCCAGAACAACAACUUCAACAACUUAUUUGGAUUCAACCAAAUACCCGACAUGAAUAACAUAGGUGGCCAGUUGAUGCCCAAUAGCACCAAUUUCGGGCAGUACAUACCUGGCAACAUGAGCGCUCCCAACUUUAAUCAGUACAUACCUGGCAACAUGAGCAUGCCCAACAACUUUAAUCAGUACAUACCUGGCAACAUGAGCAUGCCCAACAACUUUAAUCAGUACAUACCUGGCAACAUGAGCGCGCCCAACUUUAAUCAGUACAUACCUGGCAACAUGAGCGCGCCCAACUUUAAUCAGUACAUACCUGGCAACAUGAGCGCGCCCAACUUUAAUCAGUACAUACCUGGCAACAUGAGCAUGCCCAACAACUUUAAUCAGUACAUACCUGGCAACAUGAGCGCGCCCAACUUUAAUCAGUAUGUACCUGGCAACAUGAGCGCGCCCGACAUGGGAAACUGGCCUGGCAUGAACAACAUGAACGGCUUUACGCAAUACAUACCCAACAACAACAACAACAAUAAAGAAAACGGUGCCUCAAAGAGGAGUGCUGACUUUGCCAGCCAGAUCCCAACAGUCGACUACAACAAGCCUGUCAACCAGGGAAUGGGCACGCUCUGCAGUUCUGCUACUGAGAGGAAAUAAUCUUUCUGGCUCCAGUUCGUAAACACCAUGGCUAUUAAGACGAGUGCAAUGUUAGUCAAGUUUUAUAACCAAACAAAAUAUUUCUGAAACUAUCACUGUUCUUAUCUUUCUUUUGAUUUUUUUUGUAUAUCUUUCAAACAUUUUAAGCAGGAGAAAUAACGCCAUUUUGAAUUUUUAUGUUAUUUGCAGUAUUUUAGUUAUAAUUUUAUUAAAACUGCUAUGUUGGACAAAGAUAGCAAUUACUAUAUUUUUGUGAGAAUUUUAGAGAGUGGCUGUUGUAUCCAUCAUUAAUAUAUGGGAUGAGUUUUUCAUCCCCAGUGAUUCCACAAGGUAAAGUAGUAUUUGUAUUAAAUCUUUAUCAACUUCAUAUAUUCAGUUUGUACUGUACUAUGUUGGAGUCAAAAAUUUCAAUGAAAACCUAUAAACUUAAGUAAUUUUGUCUAAAAACUGGUAAGUAAGAAAUGGCUUCUAUAUCUCCUGUUUAAGUAUUAUUUAUUCUGGUUUGAUAAAUUAUUUUAUGCUUACUUUCAUGUUAUUGAACUUUAUUGUAAAGUUUUUAUGUAUUAAAUUUUAUAAACUGAAAAAUUA
Molecule: messenger RNA, 1571 nt
Organism: Bacillus rossius redtenbacheri
Lineage: Eukaryota; Metazoa; Arthropoda; Insecta; Phasmatodea; Bacillidae
Product: homeobox protein 5-like
Exons: 3
Coding region: 87-983 (298 amino acids)
Source: RefSeq, a predicted model, not a curated record